AUGUAUGGUCGUGACUUUUAUACAUUUGCAAACCAGGAUGCUGUGCCAACAGCUAUCAUCAACAUCAUUCACACCAUCUUGAAGUCCUGGGAUCAAGCCAAGACCGACUACAAAUACAUCUCCGCAUUUGCUCCUGACGGAGUGCUGCAUGUCGCCCCUCUGCCAACUCAAGGAGAGGAAGCACUCAAGAAGAUCCACGACGACAUGAUCAACCCAACCAACGGUCCUGUCAUCAACCUCCAACACUACCUCGACCGUGUUUACAUCAUGCCGGGAAGCAUGGACGGGAAAACCGAGGCUGUCUUCAACGGGAAACUGACCAGCCACCUUUUGAAUGGGAAGAGUGUGACAACGGAUUUCGCAACCAGGCUGAUCUUGGUGGAUGUUAAUGGCGAACUGAAGGCAGAGUUGGUAAGGAUUUAUUCCGAUACCUCUGCAUUGAUGAGUGAGAUGGUCCGCAUGGCCACAGCAGCAACAUGA
Molecule: messenger RNA, 480 nt
Organism: Exophiala aquamarina CBS 119918
Lineage: Eukaryota; Fungi; Ascomycota; Eurotiomycetes; Chaetothyriales; Herpotrichiellaceae
Exons: 1
Coding region: 1-480 (159 amino acids)
Source: RefSeq, a predicted model, not a curated record